Messenger RNA from Owenia fusiformis, 2744 nucleotides. The record is from the annotation of a GenBank genome assembly. NCBI's taxonomy places the organism in Eukaryota, Metazoa, Annelida, Polychaeta, Sabellida, Oweniidae.
GUUCAUCUCAAUCACGAUGAACAACAAUAAUUUCAUAUUCAUUAUGACUUCAAGCUGGAAAGUGACAAUUCAUUAAGUAAACUGUAUAGAAAUUGAUUCCGGCAUCUAGUACAUUGUAAGUGUAAGGGCCGUAGAUAUCACGCUGCAACAACAAUAUUAACUUACGAGGCUGGUAAAAGACAGGAACUCACAAGACUGAAGAACUCGCAGACUAUUAUAAUCUCAUAUUCCAAGCAUACGCUGCAACGUGACAGUCGCAGAUUGCCUCAGAUCUUAGCACACCCUUAGCUAAGUGUAGGAGAGCCGCUGCGCUAUACAUCGCGAUCGGUUCACAAUUCACAUAGUGGGAAAGAAUCGGUUGUCAUUGAGCACCAAUCUCUGCCAUAUGUUUGAGAAUGCUGAGAGGAAAGAAACGCUCACGAAACUUGGGAAUAAGGAUUUUGUUUAUUACACUAUUAUUUGGAGGAUUAACGUUAUUAAAGUAUAACCAAGACGCUGGGCUAUCCAAAGAUGAUGCAUCUUCCCAAAGGGUGUUUUUGAGAAAGUUGAGAUCUACAGACGAAACUACGUCAUCGUCUUCGGGCUUUCCCGAGAAUGGCACGGCAUCGAUUACCAACGUUUCAGAGAGUGCGGCAUGUACACCCCCAGCCUAUCAUGAGUUUCCGCCAGAUUUGUUCACGUUGUCACAGAAGAGCCACGGAGCGAUUGUGCUCCACACAUUGGUGGUGAUAUACAUGUUUGCAGCACUGGCCGUGGUCUGUGAUGACUACUUUGUUGCCUCCCUCGAAUCCAUUUGUGAUAAAUUACAUCUCAGUGAGGAUGUUGCUGGCGCCACCUUUAUGGCUGCUGGCAGUUCUGCCCCGGAACUUUUUACAUCUGUCAUAGGUGUGUUUAUCGCAAAAGGUGAUGUUGGAGUUGGGACCAUUGUAGGAUCAGCCGUCUUCAACAUUCUUUUUGUUAUUGGUAUAUGUGCUUUACUCGCUGGACAGGCUGUGGUGCUGACAUGGUUCCCUUUGCUGAGAGAUUCCCUAUUCUACUCAGUCUCUGUUAUCACUCUGAUCGCCGUUAUCUAUGAUGGCUGGGUAACAUGGUAUGAGUCUCUCAUCAUGCUGGUUUUCUAUGUUCUCUACAUCGUGACGAUGCGGUUCAACACUAAAAUUCAGGCUUGGUGUGAAACCAAUAUUCCGGUACCUGCUCCAAAGGCGGGAGACAUCGCAGAUCGGACAUCUAUUUUACCUACUAAAGAAGAUACGAAAUAUUACGGAAAUUAUGAGGUGUUCAAGAACGAAGAUGAGAAGGGUGCUGCUCCAGUGUUUGAUGGCAGGAGAUGUAGUAUAAUGCCAGUAGAUGAUUAUGUUGCACAGAAAUCCCGCAAGCUCACAUGGCCAGAGGCCUGCUUUCUUAUGAUGAUGAAGAAAUUCUUCAAGCCAAAGACGAGAUUUCGCUCGGCCGUCUUACUGGUUAUAUCCCAGAGACAAUCAAUGUUAGAGGACGCGUCCUAUAUGAAGAGAUACAAAUAUAGACAUCUCAGCUACCUCAGUACAGAAAUAAGCUCCUAUGCCGAAGCAGUCAAAGGCUGCCUGGCUCAAAAUGAUGAAGACCAGGCCUGGGACACUUGGAAGAAACUACCAAGUAAAAGUGAUGGAGUAAAAAACAUUGUUUUAUGGGCCUUAGCUUAUCCAAUAAAAAUAGUGCUUUAUUUUACUAUCCCUGACUGUAGAAAAAAGCGGUGGGAGAAAUGGUUUAUGGGAACAUUUAUAAUGGCCAUAAUUUGGAUAAUGGGAUUUUCCUACAUAAUGGUGUGGAUGGUUGUACUAAUCGGUUUCACACUGCAUAUACCUGACAGUAUUAUGGGCAUCACAUUUUUAGCAGCUGGUACCAGCAUUCCCGAUGCCAUUUCUAGCGUGAUAGUAGCCAAACAAGGACAAGGCGACAUGGCAGUGUCUAACACGAUUGGCAGCAAUGUGUUUGAUGUUCUGGUUGGUCUCGCAUUGCCAUGGUUUCUUAAAACUGGCAUGGUGAAUGCAGGGUCAUCAGUUAGAAUAAAUAGUAAUGGAUUAGUAGUGUCCGUCAUCUUACUCUUCCUCACAGUUCUAAUAACAAUUGGUGCUAUUAAUUUUACCGGAUGGACAUUAAACAGACGUUUGGGCAUAGUGUGUAUGGUGUCAUACACAAUUUUCUUAAUUUUUUCAAUUUUAACUGAAUUUAACGUGUUUGGCUAUGUGAAUGCACCAAUGUGCCUUGAAUGAUAUGUUCCAAUAUCUAAAUUACUACAGCUGACAUUCUGUAAUUGAACAAUAUCUUUCCAACUGAAACUCUGAGUGCUAAGACAAUACAAAACAAUUGACUGAAUACUAGGAUUAAAUCAUUGUAUGUGUGAGGCUCUAACCAUGCAAACUAUUAGCGGACGUAUUUGUGCGAAUGGUUAACAUAAAAUUAAUAUCGCAAAAAUGGAAUCGUUUUUAUUCAUAGUUUAUUUCAAAUAUUCAAUUUUUACAUAGAAGUAGUUUCCCACACAUUUUAAAAACUUUGAUCUUGGCUGAGAAAUAUUCUAAAAGCCUUUCUGUUCAUAACAUUAAUUGGAUGUCACCAAAUUGCUACUCUACCGACAUCUAUAUCAUCAUUAGAUAUAGAUUAUAAGAUUCAUAUAUGUUUAGGUGUAAAAUAUAGUAUGUUGUUAUACAUGCAUAGAACAUGUACCUACAUGAUGUUGCAAUUGUACUUUUACUGUAGUAUGAUGUGGA